AUGCACGGCAAGAAUUUCCUCCUCGACCCAGAGGAGGCAGAGACAUUUCUGCACGGCACGAACCUUUUACUUGUCCCAGAGGAGGCAGAGACAUUGUGGGAGACCCGAUCUUGCCCAGAGCUGUGGGAGCCCGAUGUCGUGGCGGAGGAGUGCGACGUCGUGACGGAGGAAUGCGACGUCGUGACGGAGGAGCGCGACGUCGUGACGGAGGAGUGCGACGUCGUGACGGAGGAGUGCGACGACGUGACGGGGGAGUGCGACGUCGUGACGGGCUUCUGGGUCAGGCCCCUCGCAGGCAAGAAGUACCAAGAGUCGCAACAGAGGUCGCGGGCGAGCAGGUACAAGAAGCGGAGGACACCAGUCACUGAGGUCACCGGACGCACGCAUGUUCACGACGCCAGUGACGCACGGAAUCGAGCGGCACGCACCCUGCCGCUGUCCACCUUGGAUACGACCAGCCGCUACAUACUCAGACAGCGCACGCUGAGGGACGGCAUCAAAUCUCUACUCAGUCCCGAAGAGGCUGAUCAUCUAUGGGAGACCCAGAGCUGCCCCGAGCUGGGAUAUUCCGACAUCUGGACGGAGACCUGUGCCGAUACCGCCGCCGACCCGAUGACACGCUUCUGGGGUGACGAUGUGUCCCUGGCCGCUGGCUUGAACAUUGGUUCUUGGGAAGCCAUGGACGCCAGAAAUCAGGCGGCACGCACUCUGCAACUACGGAACGCCAGGGGCACGCUGCCUGGCGGCAUGCAACGUGGCGACAUCAUCCGCCAGGACGACGCCGUCGACGAGAACGACGCGCCUGGCUCCAGCGUGGACUUGGAGAGAGCGUUGUCGGACGUGAUGGACCAGUCACCUUUCGCCGAGGACGCCGCUGGCGACCUCGGAGAUCAGGCUGAACCCCCAGGCGCGCCGCGGGACGGUGCCAGCGGUAGCGCAGAGCCAGUUGAUCGCCCAGCAAAACGCAGACGUCGCAGUGACGGCGAGUCCUCCGUGGACGCGUUGAGCCGGUAUUCCAAAAGAGGGCUGCAGGCUCAUGAUGACAUCACAGUUUCCAGGGAGAUUGUGACCGACGACAUACAGUCUAUCUACGCACGCCUCUACACUCUAGUCACGGGAGCGAUGGAUGGGGCUUGCGAUGCACUUUGGAGGGUGGUCGCGUGCGCUGUCGCUCUACACUGCUUCCGCCUUUGCGAUAUUGGUCUUCGGGAGCACUGCCUGUUGCUGCACAUCCUGCUGCACGACGUCGCCAUUCGCGCCCACGGUGGGGAGCUCUACAUGUACGCUGACGGCAGCUGGCUUCCCUUUGCAGGCCUGGUUGCCGAGUCGGUGUUGGCCCAAUGUAAGCGGGGCCUCCUGCGGGUUGAAGGGCUCCUCCUGCUCGUGGACACGUGGAAGAGGGCCGACGACGCUGCCUUCGUGGAAAAGUGCAAGGUCGCAUGGACAAGCCACGGCGAUACUUCCAUCGCGUUCACCGCCCACUGCGAAGUGUCCGCGUCCAAGGGGAAGAGGACUAGCUCGCGGUCCCAGGGCCCUGCCCCAGGUGAAGCUGAGAAUCCUGCUGGUCCUGAACAACAAGGGGAUCCCCAUCUACAAGGCGAGCGUGAUGAGGCAGAACCCAACGAGUCCCAGGGCGAGUUUGCAGCGAAGAUGGUGCAGAAGCUGUCCUCCGCUCUGCAGAACGAACUGUUGGGGACGAAGCUGAUUAAGCAUUACGGCGAGUGGUGUUCGACUCCGAAGAGACCAGCCCCUGGCGUGUGCUUUAAAGACGCGUGCUUGAUGUUCGGCCCGAACGGGGAGGACACGUUCGUCGAGAAGGCCCAGUCGAGGAACGUGUACAUACACGUGCCCCACGCACUGAAGGACCCCGUCCAGGAGGCCGUAAACACGGAGCUGCAAACCUUUCUGGGCCAGACAUUCUGGGACAACGGCUCCGCCCUCGACUGCCAGCUCGCCGCCAUGUGCCUCGUCCUCCAGGGGGAGAACAUAGACCGCUGCUUUUGGACGAUCGGGCCUGGUGGCGUGGGACAAUCUCUGCUGACCCACCUCGUGGACAACGUCUUCUCGGGCCUGCACGCGUUCCUCGAUACAACGGUGUACUACGACGACCACGAAUUAAGGAAACAGGCGGAGCAACUCGUCCACAAGCUCAUUACCACUGGACAGGAAGCCGUCGAAGGGUCGAAGCACGGGUUCCGCGAGGACCUGUACAAAAAGCAUAUAUCGGCCGAUCCGAUCGCAGCUCGCCUGCCGUAUGGCAUUGUCACCCACCUGGUCUCCCUCCAAGGCUGGAAAAGAUUAGAGCUCAACAAAAUCAUUCGGUUCGCUGGAGUCACUGCCGAGAGCAUCAACAGCAUCGAACGCCGCACGUGGGCGUGCAUCAUCAAAUCCAGGUUUGUCUCGCCAGAGGUACUCAGCACAAUACCCGACGCGGCGUCGAUGGGUGUGUUCGCCAAGAAUCCAGGCUUGAAGACGUUAGUUCGGUCUCCUCAGGUCGCGCCAGCGAUGUGGAGGAUUUUGCACGGGUUCAUGAGGAGCCAUUCCCGCAGCGAGUCCUUCGGCAUGAUUGAGGAGUAUGCCGAGGGCGGGGACGGCUGCACCACCGUGGACUGCGUGUACGCGGCGACGGGCGUGCAACGCCGCAGCAGGGCGACUGGCGCAACCUCUGCCCCACCUGUACCAGGAGGGCUCCCUGCGCCCUUCGACCCGAUGGCAGCCCAGGCGGAGGCCGAUCGGAAACUCAGCCUGACACUAGCAGUCGCGCUGUUGGAGAACCGCGUGGACUCCAUCACGGCAGAGGAGUUUGCGAACAAGCUUGGGCAUGGCAUUGUAUCUGGGACUGCGGAGAAGAGAAAGUCGGAGUUCGAUCGCCUUGUCACAGCUGGCCUCUGGGUCAAGAACGGCACUGGCAGUAAAGGGAACACGUCUUACGUACCAGCGCAUUGCUUCGCGCGCAAGCCCGGCUGCCACUGGCCUGGGCAUGCGGACGACGACUUGCCAGCCCUUCAGGAGCAAGUGCGAUGCCGGAGCGUCAUAGAGUAUGCCGGCAACGCUCCCCGUUGCCAGAACGUGGCCGCAUUACAAGAAUACUGGCGCGAGAUGUGCGACUUCCUGGUGCCGCGGCAGCGGGGCAGGCUGUCGGCGCGGCAGAACGACAUGAAGAACGAUUUCGCUCACAAAGGCGAGAAGCUGGUUCACCAGGAGCGCGAGCUUCAAAGACUGGCAGAGCACAUGCGGAGCCAAGUUGGAGACGCCGACGGCGUCGCGCCCGAGACAUCGACGUACGCGGCGUCAUACUCAAGGAGGGGCAGUCGCCGUUCACGGCUAUACCUGGACACCUACGGCGUGCAGGCCCUCAGCAACGCAGCGAAGCACGUGGUCAUCCCCGACGCGCACGACUGGGACAUCUCGAAGUGCAUGUUCACGAUCGCCCUGCAACUCCUCAGCAUGGCCACUGCGCUGAUCUCUCACGAGGCGAUCCAGUUCGAGUGCAUCACUGCACUCACAAAGAGCAAUGCAGACGUUCUCGGCCAGCUUGGGGUGCCUUACAACGCUGGCAAGAAGCUUUUCCUCAAGGUCGUGAACGGCGGGCGCAUCCCUGAGGAGUACUCGACGAACAGCUUUUUGAAGGCAUUGCAGCAAGAAGGGAUACUACUACGUUGGUUUGCAGUGGCGAUGGACACGGAGGCGCACGCGGCCACCGCCGAGGCAUGCAACGGGAAAGCUUUGCACCAGCAGGACCCGACAAAGCACAACCCCGCCGCCUCCUCGUGGUACUACACUUGGACUCUGGUGGAGGACCUGAUACUCAACGCAUGGUCGGGGCACGUUAUCUCAACGCUACGGAACGUGUCGCAUCUGAGUUUGCACUACGACGGCCUCAUGAUCAACCCCGAGGCGGUCGCCGACGACGAGACGUUUGCUGCAGACUGCCAGGGCGCCAUCUUGCGGGCCACUGGGUUCGACGUGUCCAUCGUGCGGAAGACGCUGCACACCUUCCUCGAGUUAGCGAAACUGAACGGCACCCACGCCCGGGCCCCGUUCCCAGUCUUGCCGAAGAGCCUGCUCAAAAACGGCAAUUGCAUCCCCGCUGCGCUGGCAACGGCUACCCAGCGCCAGCAAGCCAUUGGCAGACUGGCAUCAGCGUCAAAUGCAGUGAACAAGGCUGCAGAGCGCAAGGGGUGCCGAACGUACGAGGAGGCAUCGAGCAUGUGCGAUGUACACUUGCAUCCCCUCAGAACUCCCGAGCAGCGACUUGCCGAGGGCUGGUAUCUCCUCCAUGUGGAGAACAACGGCUUGCAGCACUGCGUCCCCAUGCAGGCUACGGCGGCCGCGUGUACGAUCGUGGAGAAUGCCGAUGCUUGGACGGUGCCGCGGGAUGCAUGGAAGACAUAUUGGGACGAGGCCGUAGAUCGCAAGUUUCUGGUUCUCUUUCAACUGGCUACCGAAGAUUUGCCCGGCGACGCCCCAGAGAGGCAUUUGCUACGCUUCGCCGCUGGAGCGAGGGCGCAGGUGAAAAGUCGCCAGUACAACUCGUACCCGACACCGAAGAGGGGCAAGCAGAGACUGCUCCAGGGCGGGGCGCCAGCCAAGACGAACAAAGGCAGAACGGGCGUCAAGAAGACAGCCAUGAAGAGGUCAGCCAUGAAGCGACUCCGCAUCCCGAAGAAUAUCCCGUACGUGCCCGCGCACCAGAAGGCGCCGAGGGGCGAGUCAGCGGACAGGAUGCAGGCGUGGAGCACGACGCUCACCGCGCUGGCGAAGAUGACCCACAAGCAGACAAUCGACCACCUCAGGGACGUUGGUAUAUUGCCGUGGUGGGACAAGGGCAGCACUUGCCCGAUCUGCGGCUCCAAUCGGCUGGGGCCGUUGAAGUUCGACAAGACGAGGGGGUGGACGCACAGGUGCAACUCGAAGGCUUGCAUGCGCUGGGUGCAGCCUCACGCCUGCCACCCCAUAUUCUCCUGGGCCUGGGGGGCCUCCUCGGUGCCGCUGAACAAGCAGGCGCAAGUCCUCUUUUGCAAAGUGGCUGGCGUGAAGUCAGGACAGAUACAUCUACUGACCGGAGUGCCCAAGAAAACCGUGGAGAGCUUAUCUGCGCGCUGGCGGCGGGCUGUCCAGGCGCACGUGCUCAAGCGCCAGCGAAGCAUGAAGUUUGGGAACCUGACUAACUGGACUGAGGUGGAGGUAGACGAAACGGUUAUCCGAGGCAAGAAAGAUAAGAAGAAGCAGCGUGUAAUUUGGUUCAGCUACUGCGGUCUUGUUACGCGCGGCGAUCGGCGGUCCCUCGUCUUGCUGAGGCUGCCGACGAAGACCACGCGUGCCAAGAGGCACGGCAAGGGCAAGGGCUCGUUCGCCUCGCCGGGCCCUAUUACGAAGAAAGAUUGGCUUCCUAUCUGCGAGAAGUACGUCACGAAGCGGAAGAUCAUACUCCACAGCGACGGCGCUAGGGCCUACCGCUACACGCGGGUGCCUGGCGUGAUCGUAGACACAGUUCGGCACAAGCGCCCGCGGCCAAUCUACGCAGCACGGUGGAGACACGUCCUGCCCUUGGACUUCUUAAAGACAUCCAAGCCGAAAUCAGCGUGGGGCGCUACGGAGGUGAGGUGGGUGAAGAAGGGCACCCAGAUCAUCGACAAAGUCUGGGGGACGCUCAAGUCCUUGAUCCCGAAGGGCACGCAUGCCCACCAGCAUCAGGUUGAAUCGGCUGUCCGCGAGGCCCAGUGGUUCCUGUGGAACAAAGAUAGGGACCGUUGGCGCGCAGCGGGAGAGGUCUGCCAGUAG
This is a messenger RNA of Prorocentrum cordatum, 5784 nucleotides long. The record is from the annotation of a GenBank genome assembly. Lineage: Eukaryota; Dinophyceae; Prorocentrales; Prorocentraceae.